CGGCACGUGACGAUACGCAGCUGCCGCGAUCCACCCACAAAAAUUUCCGUCGAGAGUCGCUGUUGUUCAUGGUUGUUCGGUGGAAGGCACGCUCUUUGCAGACACCAAGCCGCCCAUUCCCCUGGUUGUAACCAUCGCUCAUCGAACGGGCCGAGGAUGAGCUUGACUAGGAGCUAAUUGCUCUUGCCAACGUCACCCAAUCACCAAAUUUCUCCCGCCAACCGUGUGGAAAGUUUGCAGUUGCAUAAAAACAUGGCUCCCACAGCGACGAAUACCGACUGGACCGUCGGGUUCGAUACCCUGCGGCGAGAACGACUCUUCAAGAACCCGCCAAAGGAUCGAUCAGCCUAUCCGCUGCUGGAGGCUGCAGUGCGGCCUCACAUCAACUCAUUCAAUGCCCUUUUCGGAGAGAACAAAAUUAUCGAGGAGGCCUUGAAGGACAUGGGCACCAAGACAUUCCUAGACGGCGAUAACGAGACUCCGGAGCAGAGGCAAGCACGACUGGCCGCAGGCGAACGCCCCCCGCAGCGAAACCGUCUCAACCUGCGCAUUACCGAGGUUUUUCUGGAAAAAGCAGUUCUCCCACCCACCAACAAAUUCGUUCCCCGUAACGGAAAUAAGGACUACCGCAACAUCUAUCCAUCCGAAUGCAGAGAAAGACAUGCCACCUACAGAGGUCGAUUGCGCGUUAGAUUGCAGUUCCAGGUGAAUGCGGGCGAAUGGAAAGAAUCUAUUCGCGAUCUAGGCCAAGUUCCUCUGAUGUUGAGGUCCAACAGAUGCCAUUUAGAAAACUCCAGCCCACAGCACUUGGUGGAUCACAAAGAAGAGUCUGAGGAACUGGGUGGAUAUUUCAUCGUCAAUGGAAAUGAAAAACUGGUCCGAAUGUUAAUUCUGCCGAAACGAAACUACCCUAUGGCUAUCAUGCGACCGUCUUUCCAAAAGCGCGGUGCUGGUUUCACUAAAUUUGGCGUUCAAAUACGUUCGGUUCGACCUGACCAAACUUCCCAGACCAAUGUCAUCCAUUAUCUGAGCGAUGGAAACUUGACAUUCCGAUUUUCCUACCGCAAGCAAGAAUACCUCAUUCCAGUUGUCAUGAUUCUGAAAGCACUUGUUGAAACCAAUGACCGCGAAAUUUUUGAAGGAAUUGUGGGAAAUGCGUCAUCGAAUGGCGUCAAAAACACAUUCGUCACCGAUCGUGUCGAACUGCUGCUAAGAACAUACAAGGGCUACAACCUCCACUCACGAACAGAUGCUAGAGCUUACUUGGGUAGAAAAUUUCGCCCGGCUCUCUUUGCUCCAGCCCAUUGGACAAAUGAGCAAUGUGGUACAGAAUUUCUUCGUAAAAUCGUGCUACCACAUUUGGGCAAUCAGAAUGUGACCGAUACGCAAGAUCACGACAAGUUCAAAAUGAUGACAUUUAUGAUCCGGAAACUUUAUGCAUUUGUUGCUGGCGACUGCGCUGCCGACAACCCAGAUGCUGUCUCGAACCAGGAAGUGCUUCUUGGCGGAUUCCUUUAUGGCAUGCUUUUGAAGGAAAGGCUCGAAGAAUGGCUGCUCUCUUUUGGAAGAGUCGCCCGAGAGUGGUCGUACCGGGGUGGUGGCCUCAAAUUUACAGACCCUACAUUUGAGAAAGACUUUUUGGCAAAGAUUGUCAAGCGAACUAACGAAAACGUUGGUGGAGCACUCGAAUACUUUUUAUCGACAGGAAACCUGGUCAGUCCUACUGGUUUGGAUAUGCAACAGGCAUCUGGUUAUACUGUCGUCGCGGAGAAGAUCAAUUUUUACCGUUUUAUUGCUCACUUUCGCAUGAUACACAGAGGUAGCUUUUUUGCACAGCUCAAAACGACCACUGUGCGUAAAUUGCUGCCAGAAAGUUGGGGUUUCUUGUGUCCAGUGCACACGCCUGACGGUUCGCCUUGUGGUUUGCUCAACCAUCUCGCACACAAAUGUUUGGUUGCCACCCAAGACAUCGACGUAUCUCAUAUUCCCCGCGUGCUUGCUCAAUUAGGUAUUCGGACAAAUGCAUCCGCCGAUGUGAGCGAAUCUGUGUCCAUUCAACUAAAUGGACGCAUCAUUGGCUACUGUUCCCCUAAACAGGCAAAGAUGAUACACGAUACUCUACGAUUCUGGAAGGUCGAGGGAACACACGAUAUUCCAAAAGAGCUCGAGAUCGGAUAUGUGCCUAAUUCUAAUGGUGGUCAGUAUCCAGGGAUUUACAUGUUUUCUCAAUCGGCACGAAUGUACCGACCCGUCAAAUACUUGGCUCUUGAUAAGCUCGACUACGUCGGUCCAUUCGAACAACCGUUCAUGGAGAUUGCUUGUCUUGAUUCAGAUAUUAGGUCGGGUGUUUCAACACACAUCGAAUUUUCACCGACUAACAUUCUGUCUAUCCUGGCCAAUAUGACGCCAUUCUCCGACAAUAACCAGUCCCCACGUAAUAUGUACCAAUGCCAAAUGAGCAAGCAGACCAUGGGUACUCCAGGAACAUCUUUUGCCUACCGUACAGACAACAAGUUGUACAAAUUACAAUGCGGUCAGACACCUAUCGUUCGACCGCCAUUGUACAAUGCAUAUGGCUUGGACAACUUCCCCAAUGGUACUAACGCAGUCGUUGCCAUUAUUUCCUACACCGGCUACGACAUGGACGACGCUAUGAUAAUCAACAAAUCUUCACAUGAGCGAGGAUUCGGUAAUGGUACUAUCUAUAAGACAAAAUUCUACAACUUGGAUGACAAAGAUUCGCGGCGAGUUAAGUCAAAGCGUGAAGUCUCUAAGCUCUUUGGCUUUGCUCCAGGAUCUGAGAUCAAGGCUGAGUGGCGCAAGACCAUUGAUGAGGAUGGCCUACCUCAUAUUGGUGUCAAGAUGGAAGAAAAUUCAUUGAUUGCGGCAUGGCAUACCGUCAGAUAUGAUCCCGCCAGCGACUCGUACGUCAACGUUGACGGUAUUACGCAUUUCCUCAAAUAUAAAGACCCCGAAAGUGGAUAUAUUGACAGCAUUCGUCUCGUCGGUAAUGAGAACGGAAAUGAACCACUACAGGCAAUCAGUGUCAAGUAUCGCAUUCCUCGUCGGCCCAUUAUUGGUGACAAAUUCUCCUCUCGUCACGGACAGAAGGGUGUGUGCUCGCAAUUGUGGCCCCAGAUUGAUAUGCCUUUCUCGGAAAGCGGCAUACAGCCGGAUCUCAUCAUCAACCCUCACGCUUUCCCAUCUCGUAUGACCAUCGCACAAAUCAUAGAAUCUAUGGCUGGCAAAGCUGGCGCUCUUCACGGCCACCCUCAGGACUGUACGCCCUUCCAAUUCAGCGAAGAGAAUACCGCGGCCGACUAUUUCGGUCAUCAACUUCGUAAAGCCGGGUACAACUACCACGGAAAUGAACCCAUGUACAGUGGCAUCACAGGUAAAGAAUUCGCUGCAGACAUUUUCCUUGGCGUUGUCCACUAUCAACGUCUGCGUCACAUGGUGAACGAUAAAUUCCAAGUACGUACCACCGGUCCCGUGAACAGUGUGACCGGGCAACCCAUCAAGGGUCGUGCCAAGGGUGGUGGUAUCCGUGUGGGAGAAAUGGAACGUGACGGUCUCCUUGCGCACGGCUGUGCAUUCCUCCUUCAGGACCGUCUGAUGAACUGCUCCGACUCGCAACGAGCCUGGAUCUGUCGUAACUGCGGCUCCUUCCUCUCGACCCAAGUCGCCGUUUCAUCCGUCGGCCCUCGCCACAACAACAAAACUGUUGCCAACCAAGGCGCCAUCGCUGCAGCUGCACAAGCCGCUCCCAACCAGGACCAUCCAAUCAGUGGCGUCGGAGCUGUUGGCGGUGUGAAUGGCAUCGUCCGCUGCCGUCGUUGUGCGCGCGACGCAACCUUCGACGACUCACGCGCCGAAGUAUGGGAGGACGGCGACGGAAAGCGCUUCGUCGGUGGAGAUGACGUGACUGUUGUCGUUGUGCCAGGCGUAUUGAAGUACUUGGAUGCCGAGUUAGCCGCCAUGGGUAUUCGAUUGAAGUUCAAGGUUGAGCAUUAAGCUGAGACUCGUCACGCCUUGCGCUAUAUUACUCAGUAUAUUAUGGAUAUGAAUUUGCAAAAGUGAUACAAAAGUCUCUUAUUUCGUUUUUGCAUAUAGCAAGGUGUCCUGCUCUGUCUCUUUCAACGGGUUUCUUAAUGUUAUUCUUGGUUGUAUCUACAUGAUAGUUAAUGUGCUUGUAUAGAAAAUGGCACUUGGUUCUUCUCGGAAA
Molecule: messenger RNA, 4225 nt
Organism: Talaromyces proteolyticus
Lineage: Eukaryota; Fungi; Ascomycota; Eurotiomycetes; Eurotiales; Trichocomaceae
Product: putative DNA-directed RNA polymerase I subunit beta
Exons: 3
Coding region: 253-4014 (1253 amino acids)
Biological process (GO): DNA-templated transcription
Cellular component (GO): nucleus; RNA polymerase I complex
Molecular function (GO): DNA-directed RNA polymerase activity; DNA binding; ribonucleoside binding
Source: RefSeq, a predicted model, not a curated record